Molecule: messenger RNA, 1505 nt
Organism: Menidia menidia (Atlantic silverside)
Lineage: Eukaryota; Metazoa; Chordata; Actinopteri; Atheriniformes; Atherinopsidae
Source: the annotation of a GenBank genome assembly
AGGUCAAGAUGUUCCUGUGCUUUUGGCUGGCUCUAGUAGCUCAGACAGCAGAGACUUUUGCAACGAAUCCAGGUGUAAAAGUCAGGCUGACAGAUAAAGGCCUUGAAUAUGGAAGACAACUGGGCAUCGUGUCCAUGCAGCAGAAGCUCAAAUCCAUCAAAAUCCAAGAUAUAUCAGGGACAGAGAGGGUGUCUCCCAUUGGCAAGGUCAAGUACAGUUUGACUAAUAUGCAGAUAGUGAAUGUGGGAUUACCAAAGUCCUCAGUGGAUCUCGUGCCCAGGACCGGAGUCAGAUUGAGUAUUGGUAAUGCCUUCCUUGGACUGCAUGGAAACUGGAGGGUCAAGUACCUUAAAGUAAUAAAGGACAGCGGCUCUUUUGACUUGAAUGUCAAUGGACUCACCAUCACAUCAAGUAUCGCCAUCAAGAGUGACGAAACAGGCCGGCCAGCGGUCAGCAUUAUGAACUGUGGAGCCAUUGUUGGCAGCGCAAGCAUUAAGUUUCACGGGGGAGCCAGCUGGCUGUAUAAUCUCUUCAAAAGCUUCAUAGAUAAGGCUUUGCGAAAUGCUCUGCAAAGACAGAUCUGUCCUCUGGUGGCUGACGCAGUAUCUGAUCUAAACCCUCAUCUGAAAACUCUCAAUAUUUUGGCCAAAGUGGACCAGUACGCCGAGAUUGAAUACUCAAUGGUGUCGUCGCCAUCAGUUUCUAAUUCCUCAAUAAAUCUUAGCUUAAAGGGGGAAUUCUACAACAUCGGAAAGCAUCAGGAGCCUCCGUUCACUCCUGCUGGCUUUUCCCUGCCGCCCCAAGCAAACGACAUGUUGUACAUGGGAAUAUCUGCCUUUACAGCCAACUCUGCAGCCUUUGUUUACAACAAAGCCGGAGUUCUGAGCUUGUACAUCACAGAUGAUAUGAUUCCCCAAGGCUCUCCUUUCCGACUCAACACUAGAACAUUUGGAGUCUUCAUUCCACAGAUUGCCAAACAAUAUCCAGGUCUGAUGAUGAAACUGCUGGUAAAGACGGUGAAAAACCCCAUCAUAACUUUUGAACCCAAUAACAUGACCAUUCAGGCCACAGCCACAGUGACAGCCUACGCAGUCCAACCAAACACCACACUUUCCCCUCUUUUUGUCCUCAACUUGGAAAGCAGUGUCAGCACCCACGUGUUUGUCAGUGGAAUGAAGAUUGCUGGUUCUGUUAUGCUCAAUGAAAUGAAUCUGACUUUGGGCACAAGUUAUGUAGGACAGUUCCAGGUGAAAGAUGCUUUCUGUGACGAGUCACUUCAAGCCCUGCUGGCAUCCAUUCAGACUAACUAUAAUCCUUAUCUACAGGUUGGUUCCCUUGACAGGAUAUUCCAAGUGGUCCUGAAAAUGGUAGUGUUACCCAAAUUAAAUGCUCAACUAGCCAAAGGAUACCCGCUUCCCACAGUUGGAAAGAUGAGGCUUGUGAACACCCAGAUUCAAGUCCUGAAGGACUACAUGCAGAUCGGGACGGACAUUCAGUUCACAGGA